Stomoxys calcitrans (stable fly) is the source of this 2946-nucleotide messenger RNA. RefSeq names its product protein NDRG3 (gene MESK2). Gene Ontology annotation, biological process: signal transduction. The record is from RefSeq and is a predicted model, not a curated record. Gene Ontology annotation, cellular component: cytoplasm. Lineage: Eukaryota; Metazoa; Arthropoda; Insecta; Diptera; Muscidae. The transcript is spliced from 8 exons. The coding region runs from base 714 to 2456 and encodes 580 amino acids.
CCAAUAAGACAGUGUGCAAUUUGAGAGCGCGAUAGUCAGAAGAAAUAAUAAUAAGAAGAAAAUAAUGUUAAUUAAUAAUAAUUAUUAAUAGUAAAGGGGUACUCUGCAAGAAACUCCAAAUUUUUACAACGAAUCAUAAAGCUCAAUUAAAGGGAAAUAAGACAGCGAAAUAGACAUCUGCUUGAAAAUUACGUGUGUGACCAGCCAGCCAAGUUAAAGGUGAAAAAACGGAUAUUGAUUUUUCCAACGAAAUAUCCAAGCUGCUGUUUUAUAAAUAAAAUAAUAUAAUUAAAAGAAAACAACAAACAAUCACAAAUACAGUCCAUUAAGCCUCAUAAUCACAAUUGAGCAAAUUUCGCUGUUAUAACAAAUUUAUAAAGUUCCAAAGUAUAGCAAAAAAACCUUGAGCUUGGAAAAAUAAAUUUAUUAGUGUGACAUAAAAAUUGAAAUAACAGAGUUUGUUUGUUUGCCUCCAAGCGACCUCAUUUCCUAACUGAGUUCUACGCAGAACCACAACAACAAAAACAAGAAUCGCAAACAGAGGAUAAGUAUUUUAGUAGUAUUUCAACUCCUCAUCAGUGAAUAGUUGCUCUUCUUCCCCAAAGAAAAAAGAAAAAGAAGUUGAAAGUAACAAGCAAACCAAAGAAAAAAAAAGGAAAAGAGGAGCCGAGCAACAGACGCACGUUACCCAUUGAAGGCAAGAACGCUGGAAAAUGCCUCAGGCGGAAGGUGGCUAUGUGUCCCUUGAGGGAACAGGUGCCAACAAUAAUGGCCAGUCCAUAUACCAGUCCACCACAGAGCCCACGGGGCCUGUGUCGGUGUUCGAGUCCGUCAAGAGGGCCAUAGGUCAAGUGGUGGGAGCUGGCAAUGCUCAUGAUUCCGAUUCUGAUUUGCUCAAUGGCAGUGGUCGCCAACCUGUCAUAAUUGGUUCAAGAGACCGGGAUAAAACGGGUAAGACACUCAACACCAAGAUGCCAUCAGCACCAGCACACACUGCCGAGGAGGCUCGUCUUCUGGGAACCAUGCCUGUUGAUCCCAUGGAUGAUAUUGAGCUUCGCUCUGUCCAACUACAAUUCCCCCAUGCUCGCGGCUCUAUUGUGGACUCUUGCGAUCAGAGACGUAUUACCACCGAUAAAGGUGAAAUAUUGGUGGCCAUACAGGGUGAUACAUCGAAACCAGCUAUUUUAACCUAUCAUGAUUUGGGUUUGAACUAUGCCACUAGUUUUGCUGGCUUUUUCAAUUUCCCUCUGAUGCGUGGUUUAUUGGAAAACUUUUGUGUUUAUCAUGUAACCGCACCGGGUCAGGAAGAAGGUGCCCCUACUUUACCAGAGGAUUAUAUCUAUCCAACCAUGGACGAUCUUGCCAAUCAAUUGCAAUUCGUUUUAUCCCAGUUUGGUCUCAAGUCCGUUAUUGGUUUUGGCAUUGGCGCUGGCGCUAAUAUACUGGCACGUUUUGCCUUGGCCCAUCCGGACAAAGUUGGAGCCAUGUGUCUCAUCAAUUGUGUGUCAACACAAUCGGGCUGGAUUGAAUGGGGCUAUCAGAGUUUCAAUGCUCGUUUUCUACGCACCAAAGGCAUGACUCAAGGUGUUAUCGAUUAUCUGAUGUGGCAUCAUUUUGGACGCAAUCCUGAGGAACGAAACCAUGAUCUGGUGCAAGUCUACAAGCAGCAUUUCGAGCGUGGUGUAAAUCCCACCAAUUUGGCCAUGCUGAUUAACUCAUAUAUACACCGCAACGAUUUGAAUAUUGCUCGUACUCCACCAGGUACCCCAGGCACAGAGCCAUCGGCGGCAACUUUGAAAAUGCCCAUAAUGAAUAUCACGGGAGCCUUGUCACCACAUGUUGAUGAUACUGUGACAUUUAAUGGCCGUUUGGAUCCCACCAACUCCACCUGGAUGAAGAUUUCGGACUGCGCCAUGGUUUUGGAGGAACAACCAGCGAAAUUGGCCGAAGCCUUUAGGCUUUUCUUACAAGGCGAAGGCUAUGCUACACCACUCUCGACACCAGCUUCAUCACCUUGCGGUACCAAAUACUUGUCCUAUUCCAAUAUCUUCUUUGCUAAUUUCAAAGAGGAGCAAGAACGCAUUUUGGCCGAGAAACUUAAACAGCAGCCACCACCAACUCGUAUACGUACCAAUACACGAUUGUGCCGUGAGACGGCCAUUAACAACAACAAUGAGAGCACUUCGUCACAGUCCACAGAUGAUGCAUUGACCUCGCACCAGGACUCCGUUCUGGAUAAUGGCAAUGAAACUGCCCAGUCAUCAUAUGACACAAACAAUCCCGACUUGUUGGAGAAUCUCAAUGGUGAGGGGGAACAAUGCUCAUUGAAUAAACAUUCGAUCAAGGGAGCCUACUCAGCUGCUGCCGCUGCCUCCUCCAAUGUAACCGUUACCACUGGUCAAUCGAAAAAGAUACGUAUUACCGAGAAUCCACUGCCUGAACCUGUGAGCUGUUAAACAGCUUCUCCCCACAACCCCUCCUAUACAACACAUCUAUACAGCAACAACAAACAUCCUUGGUUAACUCUAUACAAGUCAUAUGCAGAGAAUAGCUAUCUCCCAUAUAUUCCUCUAUUCCUUAAUUUUAGUAUAAUUUUUCUAUACUUUGUAGAGUACCAACAUAUGUAGACACUCAUAGAAAAGAUUACUUUAAUCUGGAUCUAAUAUAUGGUCCUGGCUAUGGAGCCUUUUACAAUUAUUUUUGAUAUUAGAAAUUCUCACCUAUACUUAAUGAAACAAUGUUUAAAUUGGUCAAAAGUUAUAACUUGUGUAGUAGAAUAAACACUCUAAAAUAUUUUUUAGAUAGAGCUUAAGCGGCUUUUUAUAAAACAAAAAACACUAAACUAGAAUAACAGCACAAACCAACAACGUUUCCUAAAAAAAGAAAAAUAAUUUUUGAAGAAAUUCCAUAAGUUCAGACAUCAUUCCUACUGCACCCUUCUACUAG